Closterium sp. Naga37s-1 is the source of this 555-nucleotide messenger RNA. The record is from the annotation of a GenBank genome assembly. Lineage: Eukaryota; Viridiplantae; Streptophyta; Zygnematophyceae; Desmidiales; Closteriaceae.
AUGGGGCGCCCCGCAGCAGCUCUCUUUGUCAUUCUUCUCUGUGCAGCGCUCUUCACGGUUGCAGCGUCUGCGGCAUCAGCCAUCGCGCCAUUCCUCCCACACGCGAAGCCACUUGUGAAAGGGAAGACUGUCAUAAAAUACAUGGGCACGCUGCAUCCCACUAAGAUCAAUGGGAAAGUGGUCGGCGACAAAGGUGCAUCGGGGAAAAUCGUAAUGAAGGGCAUCCGAUAUGCAUCAACUUCAUAUGCUAGCAGCUUGUUUUUUCAAGUCCUCAACAUUGCAUCUGGAGGGGAGCCGCCGUCCACAAGCUUUGGAGCUUCAUGCAUUCCUAAUAGCUUCGAACCGCCGCUGACCAAAACCUGGGUGGAGGUCACGAGCAGCAAGAGCGCGCGCCGCAAGCGUUACAGCUUCAUUGUGAAAGAGUUUUCGGGGGCGAAAAGCUUGGCGGAGGUGCGGAGCGCAAUGGGCGAGGCAAUGGCGAGUGGGAAGUUUAUAAGGGUUAACCACACGAACAACAAGCUGGUGCUCUGUGGAAAGCUCACCAAGGUGAUAUAA